Molecule: messenger RNA, 2287 nt
Organism: Protobothrops mucrosquamatus (brown spotted pit viper)
Lineage: Eukaryota; Metazoa; Chordata; Lepidosauria; Squamata; Viperidae
Product: adhesion G-protein coupled receptor G1
Exons: 13
Coding region: 1-2022 (673 amino acids)
Biological process (GO): cell surface receptor signaling pathway; adenylate cyclase-activating G protein-coupled receptor signaling pathway
Cellular component (GO): membrane
Molecular function (GO): heparin binding; G protein-coupled receptor activity
Source: RefSeq, a predicted model, not a curated record
AUGCUCUUCUAUCUUCUUUCUGUCUUUUUCCAGCUCCAAGGUGUGCAUGGGGUCAGCAGCUACGACUUUCGCUUCUGCGCUAACCGGAGGCAGACGGUUGAAGGCCACAUCCGUUACGAAACCCAGCCAGACACCAUCACAAUCUCCAACGGUGCUGACGGACUUAAUAUAAGCGCCCCGUUCCCACCGGGACCUCAGCAGUCCUGGGCUUUGCCUACACUUUUGGGGACGUAUCGCUUUUGCAUUUACUGGUUUCAGGAUGACCAUCUGUUCAACCUUACCUACGGAAUCAGUAGCACUUACCAGCUGAGUUACCAAGCUAAUUAUCCGUUCUCCUCUCUAAAUGUCGCCUGCGAAGCGAGCGAAGAUGGGCCCGAUUCACUCAGUAACGUCUCCUACGCCUUCAACAAUGGCUCUGUCAGUCACUCCUUUCCCAGCGUGACGGGAUGCAAGUUCUUCCUAGAUUAUGGGAAGAGAGACCAGAAGAAAACCAGCACGGUGGAAGAAGAAAUUGGGGAAGCAGAGUUAAAACUGAAGAGCUUGGAAACCCGUCCUAGCAGCGAUACAGACGGGCCUUCGGAAGAUCCAUUUUUGUUCCUGCAGCAAUUGGAGUCAAAGCUGAACGAACUGGAAUUCCCAGGAGACCACAAGACUUUUGAUGGGAGAGUAAUGCAUGCAAAUAUCCAGAAAGUCCCACUCCAAAUUCCUGAAAGCCUUCCCAUUGGAGUUACCCUGAAGGAGAACAACGUCGUCCGUAAGUUCCAAGUUAACCUGCCCAAAAAAGUGUUUGAGAAAACCAGAGAUGGCUUCAAGAGCGAGGAGAUGAAGGUUGUGGUGUUGUCUGCCACAAGCGAGACCCUCUUCCAGGAUAACGAUUCCAACUCACUCCUUGGUGGAAAUGUGAUUGGCAUCUCAGUGGGCAACCGGCCUGUCCAUGGGUUGCCCAGAGAAGAGCGUCUCUCUAUCACCUUUUGGCACCAUCUCCUUCCGAGGAAUUUGACUCCCAUAUGUGUCUUCUGGGACGUGAGUUCCAAGGCCAGCCACCCUGGAAAGUGGAACACAUCAGGCUGUGAAGUGAUACAAGAGGAAUAUCAGACCACCUGCCUUUGUGACCAUCUCACCUUCUUUGCGGUGCUCAUGGUAGCCUCUCCAGAUAUAGACCACAUCCACUAUGAGUACCUGACUAUUGUGACUUACGUUGGUUGCGUCAUUUCGGCUCUAGCUUCGUUCUUCACCAUCUUCUUUUUCCUUUGUUCCAAGAAAAAGCAGAGGGACCACAUUGUCUAUGUCCACAUGAACCUCCUCUGGGCCAUCUUUCUCCUCGACAUGAGCUUCCUCAUCGCGGUGCCCCUGGCUCCCACCGGAGGGGACACGGCUUGCAAAGCUGGUGCCAUGUUCCUGCACUUCGGCUUGCUUGCGUGCUUGACCUGGAUGGCCAUUGAGGGCUACAGUCUCUACCGGCUGGUGAUCGAAGUCUUCAACUCCUACGUCAAACACUUGCUCUUCAAACUUUGCCUGGUGGGCUGGGGUCUUCCCAUGUUCAUCGUGUGUCUAAUUUUUGUGAUCGAUCAGUCCCACUACGGCCCUUUCUCUUUUAAGGUCUACGAGGCUGCUGAUAAAUACACCAAUUCAACCAUCUGUUGGAUUACCAAACAGGAGAUCCACAAUUUCCUGAAUUUGGGCUAUUUAAGCCUGGUGCUCUUCUUCAACAGCAUAAUGCUGGCCACCAUGGUGUAUGAGAUUCUCAGGCUGAGACACCGAGAGCAUCACUGGGAAUAUGCGGUGAUGCUCCUGGGCCUGAGCUGCGUGCUGGGCAUCCCGUGGGGGCUGGUCUUCUUUGCGUUCGCUUCUGGGACCUUCAAGUUGGUGGCCGUCUAUCUUUUCACCAUCAUCAACUCUCUCCAAGGCUUCCUCAUCUUCCUUUGGUACUUGGCCAAAGUGCUGCAGGCUCGCAGGUCGAGUUCCAUGCAGUGCACAACUUCCAACAGCCUGAAGCUCCAGUCCAGCAGCUCCAGCAUCUGACCUCGUCCCGGCCAGGAGGACUUUGGGUGGGAGACGCUCGUGGGAGGAUCUCCCUGGAAACUCAGCCAAGCAAUUCUUUGGUGGACCUGGGUGACUUCAUACCUCUGGGUAGCUUGGAGAUGAUACUGACCUGUUUUCCUUCAAUAUUUGUAUGGCUCUUUUUUCUAAUGUAAAUAUUUUUUAAAAAAAAAAAUUCCUGUGGUGUAAAAAAUUUAUGAGAGUACAUUGAAAUUUAAGCUAUGUAUAUUAAAGGCAAAUUUUAUUA